Messenger RNA from Closterium sp. NIES-65, 534 nucleotides. The record is from the annotation of a GenBank genome assembly. Lineage: Eukaryota; Viridiplantae; Streptophyta; Zygnematophyceae; Desmidiales; Closteriaceae.
AUGGCAACCAAGGGCCGUCCGAAUCUGAUCAGUGUGAUGGCGACUAAGAGCCAUCCGAACCUGGCCGGGCAGAUCAACGAGAUGGCGACCAAGAGCCAUCCGAACCUGGUGAGGCUGCUGGGGUACUGCUUUGACAUGAGCUACGAGGCGGAGCGCAUGGAGCAGAUCGUGGUCUAUGAGUUCAUGGCCAACGGCGACCUCGACCGCUGGAUCGGAGCCGCCAGAGGCGUCGUUUCUGCAGCAUCGCUGGUGGCAGCAGGGGACGUGGCGGCCCUCAAGGACCCGCACCUGCAAGCACCGGACGACCUGGUGCUGCGCAUGGCACGCCUGGCGCUCUCCUGCACUGCCAUGCCCACGGCGUCUCGCCCGGGCAUGAGCCGUGUGCUGGCAGAGCUGCUGCUGCUCAAGGAGGAGUUCUUCGGGGAGGACGAGGACCGCAUGGCUGCCCGCAUCGACCACGAGAUUGAGAGCUCUCAGCAGGUCGACUUCAGCCUGGAGCUGGCGCGUAUUGAGGGCAUUCAAUACGGUACUUAG